Messenger RNA from Chlamydomonas reinhardtii, 1516 nucleotides. RefSeq lists its product as uncharacterized. The coding region runs from base 376 to 561 and encodes 61 amino acids. The record is from RefSeq and is a predicted model, not a curated record. The transcript has a single exon. Lineage: Eukaryota; Viridiplantae; Chlorophyta; Chlorophyceae; Chlamydomonadales; Chlamydomonadaceae.
GUUAUAGUUAGCUGAAUUAUACUGUGCAAAUCAUUUCGGACAUGUCACACUUUCCAAAUCCUGCAAAACCCCAUAAAACCCUGAUUUAGGCCACCCUGCUACCAGGGGCCACGUGAGUGAGUGCAGCAGUCCAGCCACGCAGCUGUUUGGCCUAGCUAUUGAUUAUAUACAUAUAGCGACUGCCGUUGUAUUGCUGGCAUGAGCUGGACCUCGCUGAGGUGCAGCGGUUGCCGACUUGUCGCCACUGGUGUAGUCUGCAGGCCUGCAAGAGGACUUGAUGCACCAGUGCCGUGGCUGCUUUCACUUGUGCUCCCAAAGCCCAUCGUUCACAUGUGGUGCAAAUGAAAUGUCUUCCUGCGCUCCCGACCCGCCUUCAUGAACUACCCGGCCGGCAACGAGACCAGCCGCGAGUUUGAGGCGGGGGCCGCCGCCAGCGCGGGCGGCGGGUGCGGUGGCGGCGCCGCACAGGCGGAGGCGCCGGCGGCCGCGGAGGCGAUGGGCGGCGGCGGCGGCUGCUGCGGGGGGCCAAAGAAGGCUGCGGCGGGCAGCGGCUGCUGCUAAGAGCUGGAUGGGGCUUGGGUGGAUGGAGAGCGGAAGGUGGUUGUGUGUGUGGGAGAGGCGGUGUGUGGUUGUGGCGUUCGGCGUGAGUUUUUCGAAGGUGGUGUGGGGGGGGGGGCUUGGGAACGCGAUCAAGGGAAAAACGGGGAGUACUGGUGUGGGUAUUUAAGGCAGCAUGGACCGGGCUCUCGCAACUCGCAAGGCGCACUGGGGUUCUGCACGGCCCGGGCACGUGUGAGGACUGACUGGAGAUGAGGAGGCGUGUGUGUAAUGUGCUGGGCGAUGCUGGCUGGAAUCAGGCUGGCAGCAUUAGGCUGGAAGGCGGCCUGGCGACCCGGAUGAGUGGUUGGAUGCGCGCCAACCGCCAGCCGUGUGGUAGGUGGAAAUGCCAAGAAGCAAGAGGGGCUGGAGAUUGCAGUCACUUUCCCUGCAUUUUCUGCCAUUCCGCUGUUUGAUGCGGCGUUAUGAUCAUUCCCCUGUUUGGCCCCGAUUCAAUGACGGCAGAGCCCAGUCGUGUAAAAGAGGCAAGACGGCGGUACGGCGAGGUGCACACGAAGGGUCACAAGCAAGCGCGCAGGGGUUGCAGGAAGGAUUCGUGGGGGCUGGGCAGAGGGCAAUCUGCAGCAGCAACUUGUGGCCAAGGGCUUUGCCAAGAGUGUACGGGUGGAUAUGCCCAGGGGCCGCGCUUGAGACUGAUGACGACGGCAAUACAGCAACGGGCACUCUCGUAAGUGCCCUGCGUCUGACUGUCGUACACUCACUCGUCCCCGUCGUCCAUCCCCUGUGAACUAAGGUGACAGUAGGUACUUGUGACUACUGUGAAGCAGUCGAGGUACGUCGAUGAUGAGGCUCCGUCCCUAGCGUUCUGGGCUCCAGACUGGGCUCCAGACUGCAGGGCCGCCCGCGGGCCGAUCAAGUGUGUGUACGAUGGCGGUUGUUGGUCAGAUCCGCAUCAAUU